UCCGUCUUUAAUAUGAAAUCAGACUCAUGAGGUUGGAUUAUUGUAUUUUAGAAUUUAAGACCGACUUCUUUGCAAAUGUGCACAAUUUCAAAGAUGUAUUUAUUAAAAGGCUUCAAUUCUUUCUGUUGUUUUUCUUGUAUAUUUGAUCAAAGUUCUCUGAACCUGUCUGAGUUCAAGUUGCCGAAAACCGUAUUUCCUGUGAAAUGACUCCCCCUCAGAAUCAUCUCAGUUUCUCCCUUGAAGAAUCUCAAAGAAGGAAGGCUGAGACCAGCAGGAGCUGAGCACGCCGCCACGCAGAAUGGAAGGAAUCAUGUGGCAGAAACAGAAAAGGCCGUCAGUGCUCCGUCAGGUUUCCCAAACAGCUUCCAGAUUGCAGCGAGGAAGUGCAGAGAGCAGGGCCGCCAUUGCUGUGUGCAAAGAAGAGGCAGAGACAAAUCAUUCUCCCUCAUCAUCUUCACCAAGGUCCAACCUGCAUCUCCCUCUGAGAGGAGACGAUCCACAGACGUCGUCAGUGGAGGCCAGGCUUCAUGAUGGACAUCUCCAUUCAGACCACAGACACGAGGACAGAGGCAUCGCCCAGUUCAGAGUCCAGCAGGACAUUGUUCAGUACAUGGAGCGUCAGCUUGCUCUGGAGAAGCAGAAACUUGUUGCGAUGCAGCUUCAUCUCUCUGAGCAAAAAUACUCAGAGCUGAGGGCAGCCUCGGGGGGGUCCUACAGCCUUCCUCUUUUUCUGCACCAGCCUAACGGAGCCAAUGAAGGACGGACUCACUAUCGGGACGUCAAACAGCUGGAAGAGUUAGCCCAACACGGCUUUGCCAUUGCCAGUUCUUCUCAUCUGCAGCCAGAUUUGGUGCCAAGUAUUGAAUUCUACAAGUACAACAACAUCAGGCCUCCGUACACCUAUGCAUACCUGAUAAGAUGGUCCAUCCUGGAGUCUCCAGACAAACAGCGCACGCUGAAUGACAUCUACAACUGGUUCACCAGCAUGUUCUUCUACUUCAGACAUAACUCUGCCACUUGGAAGAAUGCAGUGCGGCACAACCUGAGCCUUCACAAGUGCUUCGUGCGAGUGGAGGGAGGAAAGGGAGCGGUGUGGACGGUGGACGAGCGAGAAUACCAGAGGAGGAAAGGGCAGAAAUACCACAGGCUGGCUGUGGCUUCUCAUGGAGGUUACCGCCCACUCACCUGUGGUUCUCCGUGGGGCGGGGCACAGCCGCCUGCACGUCGCUUCAUUUGUUUGAGCGUUGUUUGAGACUGUGUCCAGAUUCCCUCACUACUCACUGCAUAGAAUUCCUUCUCUAAUCUGUCAUGUUCAGUUCAUUAGAAAUUUCCCAGAAGUCUCUGUCAAUAAACAUUGUGCUUACUUUGGCAAAUGUAGACCACAAUGCAUUGCGUUUUAACAACUUUUAAUUCUACAAGAAUGUAUGUAAAUGUAUUUUUAUAAAUCCUCCAAGUUGUCAUCAUCUGGUGGAUUGAUAAAUGGUCUUCUUAAAAGUUCGUAUUUAAUAGGUUCGCACUUCAGUAAAUGGGUGAUGUCAUAUUUGGCGUUUAAAAAGCUACAAAGGAGUGAGCCAGUGGCAUCAAAAUUCACACUGAUAGUGUUUUAGUGGAAGGAAUUGAGGCACAGCCUCAGUGUUCCUGUUUGAGUCUUCAGUGUCUUGGUGUUCAGUUUACUGCUGCACUACACUGACCACAGUGGUGUGUCCUUUGCGUGUUUGUGCUUUCCUUUCACCUCAAACGUAGUGUUUUGUUAUUAAAUUACUGUACUUCAUGAAGCUUUUCCUGAUCUGUCCUGACGUAUUCUGAAUAUCUAUACAGAUUAUUUUGUGUUUACAUGGAGGUUGAACUUUGUCUUACAAUACAUUUUGUUCAUGCCAGCAUCUUUUUUUCUUUUCAUCACAACAGUAAAGUUGUAUUCACAUUUUAAUGAUAAGCAAAUUAUUGUUUAGAAUAGCUAUGAAUCUGGCCCUGCAUUGUGUACUAAUCAGGUCUUUUCAGAGGAAAUGCGUUGAAUCAAGUGUGCUAAACAAGAGGAAAAAACAGAAAAUGUGAAGGAAAGACCAUAAUUGGAAAAUGAAAACAUCCCACUAAUCAAUGCCUGAAAGUAUGUAAAGUUUAUCAAAUAUUAAAGAAUGAUUGG
Messenger RNA from Oryzias melastigma (Indian medaka), 2140 nucleotides. It is a transcript of the gene foxp3b, whose product is annotated as forkhead box P3b. Gene Ontology annotation, molecular function: DNA-binding transcription repressor activity, RNA polymerase II-specific; RNA polymerase II cis-regulatory region sequence-specific DNA binding. Gene Ontology annotation, biological process: regulation of transcription by RNA polymerase II. The coding region runs from base 299 to 1252 and encodes 317 amino acids. Gene Ontology annotation, cellular component: nucleus. NCBI's taxonomy places the organism in Eukaryota, Metazoa, Chordata, Actinopteri, Beloniformes, Adrianichthyidae. The record is from RefSeq and is a predicted model, not a curated record. The transcript has 10 exons.